Plenodomus lingam JN3 is the source of this 948-nucleotide messenger RNA. RefSeq lists its product as uncharacterized. The record is from RefSeq and is a predicted model, not a curated record. NCBI's taxonomy places the organism in Eukaryota, Fungi, Ascomycota, Dothideomycetes, Pleosporales, Leptosphaeriaceae.
AUGACUGCUCAGCCUGAAUAUCAACCAUCGGAUGGCUACGCAGCUUCCAAGAACAUCAUCGCAUCCCAUGAUGGACCCUAUGAAGCUGCGAAGAAGUCCCUCGAUCGUGACGGCUUCGUUAUCCUAUCCGCUUCUCUCUUCCCAAGCUUUGAUCUUGAAGCCCUCCGCGCAGCAGCCUCUCGCAUGACCAACGCAGCACGCUCAGGAACCUGGCCCUACGUCCGCACUCUACCCAAGCAAUUCCCCCCCUGGCCACAAGACCCCUCAAACGGCAUCUGGGGUGUCCAACACCUACUCCACCCCUCCAAUCCAGACCACCUAGUCUUUGCAAAAUCCUACUUCGAUGACGAACUCCUCACCUAUGUCGCGGCACUCAUCGGCUGCUCCCAAGAUGAUCUGACCAUGGAACUAUACAAUAUGUUGGUCAGACCAGACAAGGACUUUAGUCUCCGCUGGCACCGCGAUGACAUCUCGGCCACCGCUAUACCAGAAGAAGAACUUGAGCGGCUGUCAAAACCGAGCUAUCACGCACAAUGGAACCUCGCACUCUACGAUGACGAAAGUCUCGUCCUCGUACCUGGUUCGCAUAGGCGUGCGCGCACGCAGACGGAGCGCAAUGCAGAUCCCUACGAGUCCCAUCUGCCAAACCAAAUCACUGUCAGGUUGAAGGCUGGGGAAGUGGCAUUUUACAAUAAUAACAUCCUGCAUCGUGGGGUGUAUGAUAGUAGUAAGGAGCGAAUGACGCUGCAUGGUAGUAUCGGGACGGCCGCAGCAGGUGGGGAGCGAGCGAGAAAUGUUUUGCAGCAUGGUGUAGGAGAGUGGGCAAACGAGUAUGACUUUGAAGGGUUUGAUUCGGACAUGGCGGAUAGGGCGAAGAAGAUGAGGGAGAGACUUGUGGCGUUGGGGAAGAGUAGUGGGGACGUUGGCUUCUUUUCAAAGGACGAGUAA